GAGCGGUGUCACGGUUCCGUCGGAAGGUGGCAGUAACAGAUCCCGAGCUGGCAUUACCAGUUCUCACUCUCGGUCCUGGCAUGCAGGGUCUGGGUCCAGCCUGUAUCUUCCUGCGUAAGGGCAUUGCAGAGAAGCAAGGGUACCGAGAACUGGGAACCGACGAGAUAGAAGAGCUACGUGAUGCCUUUGUGGAGUUCGACAAGGACAAGGAUGGCUACAUCACCUGCAAGGACCUGGGGAACCUGAUGCGGAUCAUGGGCUAUAUGCCCACGGAGAUGGAGCUGAUAGAGCUGUCUCAGCAGAUCAACAUGAACCUUGGAGGUCGGGUGGAUUUCCAGGACUUUGUUGACCUGAUGACCCCAAAGCUGCUGGAAGAGACGGCCGGGAUGAUUGGAGUGAAGGAACUAAGAGAUGCCUUCAAAGAGUUUGAUGCCAAUGGUGAUGGGGAGAUUACUCUGGACGAGCUACAGCAGGCCAUGCAAAGGCUUCUGGGAGAAAAACUGACCAACAGUGAGAUUGCUGACGUAGUGCGGGAAGCUGAUAUGAAUGGGGAUGGGACGGUGGAUUUUGAAGAGUUUGUGCGAAUGAUGUCACGCUGAUCCCUGACGUCUCUCCACUUGACCUCCAAUGAAGAUCAAGGACACCCUGACCGCAGAGGCCAUACAGUAUACACCAGCAAAUAUCUUAACAGCGCUAUCUGUAGCAGAUCUAGCAGUAAAUAGGACCCCUCUGGGUCACGCUCCCUACCUUUUUCAGAACUCUUGUGAAUAAAUAUCCCUGCUUUUGUA
Messenger RNA from Pseudophryne corroboree (corroboree frog), 788 nucleotides. RefSeq names its product calcium-binding protein 5-like. The coding region runs from base 81 to 599 and encodes 172 amino acids. Gene Ontology annotation, cellular component: cytoplasm. Lineage: Eukaryota; Metazoa; Chordata; Amphibia; Anura; Myobatrachidae. The record is from RefSeq and is a predicted model, not a curated record. Gene Ontology annotation, biological process: regulation of voltage-gated calcium channel activity. The transcript is spliced from 6 exons. Gene Ontology annotation, molecular function: calcium channel regulator activity; calcium ion binding.